UCUCUCUUCCCUUCUCUCUCUCUAUAGUCUAUACAACGACUUUGGCUUUGUUUCUCAUAUUGUUCUCUGAAAUCAAAGCCUUCGUGGUCAUGAAAGCUUAGCUUCUACAAGCACCCAGAUGGAUUCAGUUGAAGGAAAUAACCAUGGCGAUUGUACUGAAGAUGAAUCUGCUGAGCAUUAUUUUUCCCCAGAAGCUUUGGAUAUAAAUGGUGUGGAUGGCGAUCCUGAGAUACUUCCUAGAGUUGGAGAAGAGUACCAGGUUGAACUUCCCCCUCUAAUAGCUGUAUCUGAUUAUCUUUGCCGUCUAGAGAAUCAAACUGAUGCAGAAACCACAGAUCGUAGUUCAUACAGAUAUCUGUUGGGGUUGCCAAUACCAGUAACAUGGAUCAAUGAGGAAGUUGAAUGUAAGAAAGAUGAACCUUAUGUGGGUAUUAAUGAUGCAGUUGACGCGCCCCAUAAAAAUGAGUCUAUAAAAUCUGAAUAUGUCAGUGAGUUGGUUGUUUCAGAAAGGGACAGCUUAAAAUUCAAAGCUGAGCCCAUGGAUGUUGAGUCGGAUGAGGGACUAAUUUUCAAUGAGCCUGCAAAGUUAGAUGUGAAACAAGAUAUGAUAAUGCCUGAAAAUCAAAGUGGAUGUCCAGUUCCUGGUACCUCGAGUGUUAGUUGGAGUCACAUAGAAGAAGCCAGUUUUCUUCUUGGUUUAUAUAUCUUCGGGAAGGACCUUGUGCUGGUGACGAAAUUCGUUGGUAGUAAACAGAUGGGUGAUAUAUUAUCAUUCUACUACGGGAUCUUUUACAAGUCUAAAAGCUACAGCAGGUGGUCUGAAUGCAAGAAAAUGAGAAGCAGAAAAUGUAUAUUUGGAGAAAGAAUAUUUACAGGAUUAAGGCAUCAUGAGUUGUUAUCUCGUUUGCGUCCUCAUGUGUCAGAAGAAUGCCAAAACACUUUACUUGAGGUGUCAAAGACAUUUGAGGAAGGAAAGAUAUUAUUAGAAGAAUAUGUAUUCAUUCUAAAAUCUAGAGUUGGACUGGAUGCUCUUGUGGAAGCAAUGGCAAUUGGUAAAGGGAAGAAAGAUCUCACAGGAAUUUCCAUGGACACCCCAAAGUCCAAUCGGGCUGUUAGCAGUCGCAGAGAAAUACCAGUUGGCAAAGCAUGCUCUGCACUCUCGCCCUUGGAAAUAGUUGGCUUUCUGACAGGAAAUUUCCGGCUCAGUAAAGCUCGCUCAAACGAUCUCUUCUGGGAAGCUGUUUGGCCGCGUUUGCUUGCUAGAGGUUGGCACUCUGAGCAGCCUAAUCAGGGUCACUUUGCUACUGCUUCCAAGCAUUCAUUGGUCUUUCUUCUUCCUGGGAUUAAGAAGUUCUCCAGAAGGAAACUGGUGAAGGGUAGUCACUAUUUUGACUCGAUAACUGAUGUGCUCAGCAAAGUUGCGUCUGACCCGGAGCUCCUUGAGCUUGAGACAGGAGCAGAUAAAGUUUCCACGAGUAAGAAUGACAAUGGGUGGGCCCAUGAAAGAAAGCCCGACGAAGGUCUCCCAAUCCAGCAACGACACUGUUAUUUGAAACCUCGUACCCCCAGUCGUGGUAUAGACACCAUGAAGUUCACUGUUGUGGAUACGAGUCUGGCCUAUGGGAAAACAUGCAAGGUGAGGGAACUGAGAAGCUUACCAGUUGAGUUGAAUACCUCCAUUUGUAUCUCAAGUAGUGAUUCUGAAGAUGAAGACGAAGAUGCUUCUGAUGAAUCAACAGAGAUAUCUAACUCCGCAGAUACCUUGUGUUCUCGUAGGAAUGAGGUCAAUGUUCCCAAGACCAUAAAGACCAAUUUGGGUAGAAAAGAACCGGAAGAUGGCAAGUAUUCCGAGUAUGGUGCUUCAGAGUGGGAGCAUCAAGCUUUUGGUCCACAUGAGACAAAUGUGGCUAUAAAGAUCCCCAAGGAGAAGAACCUUGAUACAUGCGAUUAUAUGAUUCCUAGAAGAGCUAUGAAGUUCCAAAGGAGCCAGAAAGUGGUGCCUGAAAAUAAAAAAGCAACGGUUGCUGCUUCGAGAAAACGGCAGCGAUUAGCUACUUGUAGUAGCAAAAAGAGCAGCAGGAGCAACAACCACAUCUCGCAAGGUCCCAUGUUACAACAAGAGGCCUGCAACUUUGGACACUAUUCUGAAGUCAGCGAGAAAAAGCUCUCUGCAGUUGAUCCAUCUAGUGAGAGGUUAUCAUCCACCAGUACUACAUCUAGAGGAGGCAGCCCAGUGAUUAGUAGUGAAGCUGUUCUUGGUAGCAACAAUAUGGGUGCGGGACAACCUCAUCAUUGGCCUCAAUUCGACUUGAAUGAAGAACCGAUUUCUUUAGAUGGUGAUAAUGAUGAACCUAUGAUGGAAAGACAACAUGAUGGAACAACCCAGGAACCAGAUGGUCUGCAUACAGUGGAAACAUCUGAAUGUAUGCCUGCUUCUGAGCAACCACUUGCAGUUAACCCUCGGAGACAGAGCACAAGAAAUCGUCCGCUGACCACUAAGGUACUGGAAGCUUUUGCUUGUGGAUUUUUAGACACAAAGCAGACACGGAAGAGUAGGGAUGUCUUUCCUCGGGAAAAAUCCAAAUCCAGACGUUCUCGAGCUAGGGUACGAUUUCCUGACAGUUUUGAUACUAGUGUUGUGGAUUAUAACAUGCAGGAAACCAGUACUGCUGUCCACAGUAGUAAUGCUGAUGGAUACAGUGAGCUUGACAUGGUUUCCCAAUUGGGUUAG
Molecule: messenger RNA, 2731 nt
Organism: Fragaria vesca subsp. vesca
Lineage: Eukaryota; Viridiplantae; Streptophyta; Magnoliopsida; Rosales; Rosaceae
Exons: 3
Coding region: 119-2731 (870 amino acids)
Cellular component (GO): nucleus
Molecular function (GO): transcription corepressor activity
Source: RefSeq, a predicted model, not a curated record